This is a messenger RNA of Anopheles bellator, 2672 nucleotides long. RefSeq names its product tRNA methyltransferase 10 homolog A. Gene Ontology annotation, biological process: tRNA N1-guanine methylation. Bases 619 to 1506 code for a protein of 295 amino acids. Lineage: Eukaryota; Metazoa; Arthropoda; Insecta; Diptera; Culicidae. Gene Ontology annotation, molecular function: tRNA binding. The record is from RefSeq and is a predicted model, not a curated record. The transcript has 3 exons. Gene Ontology annotation, cellular component: nucleus; nucleoplasm.
CGUUGCAAAACACCAUGAAUAGAACGAAUUCGAUACACCACUUGCGAAUAGUCCAAUAUGAGUCGAAAUUUCUUUUCAAAUCACGCCAGCUGUUCUUGUGUCCUGCUGCAGGAACGAACGUGGGCAUCGUUGAAUCGGCAUCGAUGAAUGUGACGUGUAGAUAAAGGGAAAACCUCGUGCAUGACCACGUUUUACAUCUGCGCCACAGAUUGAACACCACACUAGUUUCUGCGAUCAUAUUGUGCAUUCGCUGUGUUAUUACUGCGGAGAAUAGUCAUAUAGUUUUGCAAUCAACAUCCAGCUGGAAUUGGCGAGGGUCUAGGACAGUGGUCUCAAACUCAUAUUAGCAUGUGGGCCGCAGUGGAAAGUAACAGCCAAUCAGCGGGCCGCAGUGGAAAGCAACAGCUAGUCCACGGGCCGCACCAUAUAGAGAAAAGCUGAACCGACAAGAACAUAUUCUUGUGAUUUAUUGCUGACACUCCUGACUGGUAUAACGUAAUUAUAUACUCCGCGGACGCGGUCGAGGGCCGCACAAAACAGUGUCGCGGCCCGCGUGUUUUUUUGACCACUUGGCUAGGCGCCAACCUAGCGAACUUCCCGGGGAAAUUCCUGAUCCAAAUGAAUGAGAACAGGAUAGGAGAGUCAGCGGUCGUGGAUGGCCUGGACGCAAACAAUGAAGAAGAGCAACAUGAAUGCGAAACACCUAAUGACUCUUCCAAUUUGUCCAAACGGCAGCGAAAGAAAAUGUUGAAAUUAAUCACCUGGGAGGAAAAGAAAAAGCAAAAACGCUUGAAAGAAAGGGAAAAACAUAAGUUAAAAAAGGAGGAAGCUAUCGCACGGGGGCUUCCCUUGCGAAGUGGCCCAAGCCGAAAAGAGUUGAAGCUGAGGCAGAUCGACUAUAGCAAGGCUACCUGCGAAGUGGCCGUUGAUCUUAGUUUCGAUGACUUAAUGAUCGAGAAAGAUGUAGCCAAGUGUGUAAAGCAGCUGUUGCGCAUAUACACGUUAAACCGAAGGGCUGAAAACCCCAUUCCGCUCUAUUUUACCGGCAUAGUUGAGGAUGGAGCAGUGAGAAAGCAUCUCGAUCGUUAUGACGGCUACAACCACUGGGAUGUUCGAAUUAACAGCCUGCACUUUCUUGACAUUUUUCCACGCGAGAAGCUGAUCUACUUGACCAGUGAGUCGGAUAAUGUUCUAGAGCGCAUUGAAGCAGACCACGUGUACGUGAUCGGAGGACUGGUGGAUCAUAAUCAAUACAAGGGACAUUGUCAUAGAUUGGCAGAAAGUUACGGAAUACGUCAUGCACGAUUACCGUUAGUUGAGUAUCUUGUUUUUAAAACACGAACAAUACUUACUAUUAACCAAGUAUUCGAGAUACUGCUUAACAUUCACCAAGGCCGGACUUGGUUGCAAACGCUGCUCGAUGUAGUGCCCAUACGAAAAGGAGCUAAGGCAAAGGAAUCAUUAGCAACAAGUACAAACAGCGAAAAACACGACGAUACUGUGUGACUAAAGUGUGGCUCGUCUGAUAUCUUCUUUUAUCUAACAAUUAGAGAACCAUUUUUUUUUCUUUUGUAUUAUAGAGACUUUGAGCUAUAGUGGCCCAACAUUCGUCUCUAAUUAGAGAACAAUGAAAAUAAUUGUAUCAUAUUUUUUGUUGUUAUGAGAUGGUAUCUGUUAAUUUUAAAAACAGUUGGUCACUGUUAAUUUAAAGAAAAUACACACAUUGUUGAGAACCCAACAAGCAUGUUUAGUACCCAUUAUAUGUCGCCUUCAUGCAUACCAACAAUAUGGAAUAACGCGGAAACGACGAUCCACUGACACACCGUACGUCCCGUACAGCUUCAUACACGAUGUUAGAAAUGCUAAGAUCAGCAUAUAACUAUGCAAUUCAUUACGCGCUGAGCCACGGCGACAAUCACACCGCAUUAUUGUGCUUAGUUACGAAUGGUGGGAGCUUUUAAAAUUUAAAUGAAAUGCAUAAUGGAUUGAAAAAUAUGUAAUUAUUGAACAUUGUUCGGAGAAAUUAGAUUAAAUUAAAUUAAAUUAAACGACUGAUUACUGCUGAUGAAAAAUGGAUCACGUACGACAAUAAUGUGCGAAAAUCAUCGUGCUCGAAGAAGGGCUCGAAGAAACUUUGGCAAAGCCCGGAUUGACACGGAGAAUGAGGGCGUGGUCCAUUUUGAGGUGCCGAAAUAUGGCCAGACGCUUAAUUCGGCUCUCCACUGUUGAGCGAACAAUUAACGAGAUGUCGCGGCAAUGUCCAAGCAAUUGUCUAGAAGUAUCUAGCAUUGCAUCAACAGCAUCAAUAGAAACGUCGUGUUCCAACAUGACAAUGCCAGGCCACACACAUUUUUGAUGACCAGGCAACAACUGAGAUGAAGUUGGUUGGCUGGGAAGCUUUAAUGCAUCCACCAUAGCCCUGACCACCUGAGAUUACCUGAGACUGAGAUUACCACCUGUUCAGAUCUCUGCAAAAUCGUUUUAAUAGCAGGAUAAAAAAAAUAGGAUAGGAUAGGAUAAAAAAUCAUCAUACAAAAUCAUCUUAAUACGUUAGGAUCAAAUAAAUACUGUGAAAAAGAGUUGUCUCUUUUCGAAAUGAAAUCUCUUAGAAAUUUUUUCUUUCUAAACCAGCGAAUUUCUACGCAGAUGGAAUUAUGGUGCUACCAGAAAAA